AUGGCGUCUCUGGCCAGGUUCCAAGUGGGUCCAAUAACUUCUGGACAAAGUUGGAGAUUCAGAUGCUAUGGCUAUUCUGAAGAUAAUCCUCAGAACUGUGCAAAGUCCUACGUCUUACUCACCUAUUUCCUUGCAGGGACCCUCCAGAAACCCACCUUGUGGGCUGAGCCGGGUUCUGUGAUCCAAUCAGGGAAUUCUGUGACCAUUUGGUGUGAGGGGACCAUGGAAACCAACAUAUAUUUCCUGUAUAAAGAAGGAAACACAUUUUCCUGGCUCAAACAAACUCCAAAGCAGCCUGGUAACAAGGCCAUGUUCUUCAUUGCAUCCAUGAGAAAGCAUAAUGCAGGGCAAUAUCACUGUUACUGUUACAAUUCUGGUGGGUGGUCACAGCACAGUGACACACUGGAGCUGAUGGUGACAGGGUUGUCAAGGAAGCCCUCCCUGCUGAACCAGCAAGGCCCUGUUCUGGCCCCUGGAGCAGACCUGACACUCCAGUGUUCCUCUGAGACCAGUUAUGACAGAUUUGCUCUAUCCAAAGAGGGUAAAAGUGACCUCACACAGCUCGUUGUCAAUCAGUCACAGACUGGACAAUAUUAUGCCAACUUCACCUUCGGUUCUGUGGAUUUCUCUAUUGCUGGCCAAUAUAGAUGCUAUGGUGCAUCCAGAUCUUCUUCUGAGUUGUCAUCCCCUAGUGUCCCUCAAGACAUCCUGGUCACAGGACAUCCUCAUAUCACACCCAAUCUGUCAGUGCAUCCAGGCACCAUUGUGUCCUCAGGAGAGAAUGUGACCCUUCUCUGUCAAUCAUCAAUCCCAAUGGACACUUUCUUUCUGUUCAAGGAUGGUGCUGCCUAUCCUUCUAUGCAUCAGAGAUUAAAGUUCCAAGAUCCGCAAUGUGAGGCAGAAUUCUUCCUGAGUGCUGUGACCCCAGUCCUUGGGGGUCUCUAUAUGUGCUUUGGUUCUCAAAGCUCAUCUCCUUACCUGUUGUCACACCCCAGUGUUCCUGUGGAGAUCAAAGUCUCAGGACUGGCAAGGUCCCAGAAGUCUAUGAUAUGGGUCUCCGUGGUCUUCCUCCUACUGCUCAUUGUCCUCACCCUCUUUUUCCUCAGACUCUGCCACCAGAUCAAGCACAGGAAGGGAGUACAGACAAAGACUGACUUGCAACAUCCCAACGAAGCUUCAGAGCCAAUAAGCAUGGCUGGACACCUGCAGAAGAGUUCCAGCCUAACUCCUGCCAUCCGGGAAGAAAUCUUGUGUGAGAAAGAGGGCCUGGGAGGGAGAUGUCUGAGGUCUCAGCUUCACAGUGCUGAUGCUACUGUGAAGGUCACAAGGCCUGCAGACAGUGUGGAGCUAGACAUACUGAGCCAACAUGAGGAUGACACGUCCGUACACUUGUAUGCCCAGGUGAAACCUGCUAGACUCAGAAGGGCACAGACCACCUCUUCUUCCCUGUUGCCAAAGGAGUUACAGGACUCAAAACACAGACAGAUGAACAGAGACCAAGUGAUAGAUGAGCAGGCUGAUACAUCCCAGAAUCUUCAUGAUGUGACCUAUGCCCAGCUGCGCAUCAUGACACCAGGACAGGCAAACCUCCCUCUUUCCAAGAAGAAAAUGCUGAGCUGAGAUCCUUCUCUGAU
Messenger RNA from Arvicanthis niloticus (Nile rat), 1634 nucleotides. The record is from RefSeq and is a predicted model, not a curated record. NCBI's taxonomy places the organism in Eukaryota, Metazoa, Chordata, Mammalia, Rodentia, Muridae.